Molecule: messenger RNA, 3648 nt
Organism: Papaver somniferum (opium poppy)
Lineage: Eukaryota; Viridiplantae; Streptophyta; Magnoliopsida; Ranunculales; Papaveraceae
Exons: 3
Coding region: 394-2694 (766 amino acids)
Biological process (GO): thymine catabolic process; L-valine catabolic process
Cellular component (GO): mitochondrion
Molecular function (GO): zinc ion binding; malonate-semialdehyde dehydrogenase (acetylating, [NAD(P)+]) activity; methylmalonate-semialdehyde dehydrogenase (acylating, NAD+) activity
Source: RefSeq, a predicted model, not a curated record
CACUUGCUUCUCUCAAACACUUCCAGUUUUCAGGUAUCUUCAGAUUAAGUUUAUCUUGAUCUUUGAUUCGAAAUUUUAAUGCCCGAUUUGUUCAACAUUUUACUUAGAAUCUGUAAAUAUUUCAACUUUUUGAUUCCUCAUUAUUAAUUUUAGGGUUCCCCUUUAGAAACCUUCCUAGGGUUUCAGCAUUAUUUUAGGGUUCCCCUUUAGAAACCUACCUAGGGUUUCAGCAAAUCGGGUUUGCUAUCAACCAUUUUCUCGAUAAGGGGUUACCUUAACUUAGAUUGAUCUUUUCUUCAUCAAAAUUGCAGAAUUACAAUCUCCUGGGUGCUUGCGUGAUUGGAAUUUUAAGGCUUUAGAGACUUUUGAGUGUAGAAGACACAGUAUUUAAGGAUGGUGGAUACUCGAUCAAGAAAAAGAAAAUUGCCAAAGAAAUUAGGUACUUCAGUAAGCAUUGUGGGAAAUGGAAUUGCCAAGGAAACAUCUUUUUUGCCGCCGGAUAACAUCGGAAGCUUGGAGAAGGAGAUCAUUGCAUUAGUGGAGACACCGGUAAGCAUGGAGGAAGGGAGCAUCGUGAAGGAGAAUGCUGCAUCAGUUGAAAAUGCAAUAAACAUGGAGGAGUCUUUGGUGGCGGAUAACAUUGUAAGGGUGGAGGAGGAGGACAAUGCGAACGAGAAUGCUGCAGUAGCGGAGAUCCCAGUAAGCAUGGAGGAAGAGCACACUGUGAGGGAGAAUGCUGCAUCAGUUGAAACUGCGGUAAACAUGGAGGAGGAGAACAAUGCGAGUGAGAAAGCUGCAUUAGUGGAGACUCCAGUAAGCAUGGAGGAGAACAUUGUGAAGGAGAGAACUUCCGAGAACCCAGGACCAGUAAGUAAUCCAUCGGAAGGGACCAUCGUCGCCGCACAGGAUGUUACGACCUUGGAGGAGGGGGUUGACUUGUCUCAGUAUUUCAAGACUGAUGAGGUAUUCGGCUCACGAGAUGCAGUCAUUCAAUGGUGUCAAGAGGUUGGAAGGAAGAAUAAUACAGUACUUGUGAUUAAGACGUCCAAGAACAGAUUAACGGGUAAGGGUCGUUCCACUUGUACAAUUGAGCUUGGAUGCGAGAGGGGUGGUGUUUACAAGAGCCAUAAGAGUAAGAACCACACACCAAAGACUGGAGUUAAACGGAAAAGAUCCAUUGGUUCUAAAAAGUGUGGUUGUCCAUUUAGUGUGAGGGGUACGUGUAAGUCUGAUAACAAAUGGAGUAUUUUUGUAAGGUGUGGAAGACAUAAUCAUGAGGUUGAAAGUACAACAGCAGAAGACCCACUUAUCAGGCGUUUGAAAGAAGAAGAAGAGCUACUAUUGGCUCAGUUGACCACAUGUGGUGUUCGUCCUAAACAGGUACUCAAGGCAUUGAAAGAGAGGAAUAAAGAAAAUCACUCGACCAUUAGAACCAUAUAUAAUGCAAGGGCAAAAUUAAGAGUGCAUGAGAUGGAAGGAAAAUCAGUGAUGCAACAAAUAAUUAAGUUGUCAACCCAAUUCCAUUAUCUGGAAUGGCACAAGAAGGAUGAAGUAACAGAUGAGUUAAAGAAUAUAAUGUGGUCUCGUCCAGAGUCUACUUUAUUGGUAAAAUGUUUCCCAUCAGUGCUAAUGGUUGAUUCCGCCUAUAAGAUCAAUAGGUUUAAGAUUCCGUAUUUUCAUGUGGUCGGGUUCAGUUCUACAGGACAUUCUUUCACAGUUGCAUAUGCGUUCCUGGAAGAGGAGUCAGAGGAGAACUUUGGCUGGUUAUUGACGCAACUGAAGUCGUUAUUUUUUCCAGAUAAUUUGCCUUCCAUCUUUGUAACUUUGGGGGAGCCUCUGUUGGUAAAGGUAAUUGGUGCUGUAUUCCCAGGGGCGAACAGGUUACUUUGCACAUCUCACAUAGAACAAGAUAUUGUAAGCAAUUGCAAGACGGCAUUUGAGAGUGAAGACACCUGGAAUGAAUUCUUCAAUGACUGGGAGCAUGUUUGGAAAGCAAAGUCAAAGGAAGACUAUGAAGAUAAUUAUGCACAGUUCGAAACAACGUGGAUGACGAGAAACACUUCAUGCGUUGCCUACCUGCGUGACACGUGGUUAAAGCAUAAGGAAAGCUUUUGUUUGGCCUGGACACAAAAUAUGAAGCACUUUGGUAACACUGUAAUAAAUAGAGUUAAAAGUGAGCAUGGUCCUUUGAAGAAGUCUAUGGCGUCUUCAGCUGGUAGUUUCUUUGCUUGUUGGGAAGCAAUGCACAAUAUGAUAAACAGACAGAUUUUUCAGAUUAAAUCCUCCUUUGAGAAGAGCUUGAUUUCAGUGUUGGAUGAACAUCAGAUACUUGCUUUCGAGGAAUUGAGAAACCACGUAUCUCACUAUGCAUUGGAACUUAUGCGAUUGGAAGUCAACCAAUCAGAAGAUUUGGAGACAGAUGUUACUGCUUGCAAAUGUUCAUUUCGCUCUACGCAUGGACUUCCUUGUGCGCACGAGUUAAUGAAGUACACCCAAGAGGGCAGGCCUGUCCCUCUUUCUGUGAUUGAUGAACACUGGAAACAGCUCUCGAUAGUACCUUUACUGGAAAAGAAGACUGAAUUUGAUUGCCUAGCAGAAGUACAUCUACUACGGCAAAGAUGGAUAAAAGCAUCUGAAUCUGAACGGCACGUAGUAGUUGAAAUGAUGAAAGAACUCGCAACUACUUGGUCUUAGUAAUACAGUAUAUGCAGAUUAUGCUGCUUUGUAAAACAGUUGUUACUGGCCACAAAACUAGCUGCUUGUUCGGAGGCGAGUCGAGAGAGGGUUCUGACAGUGUUCUUUGCAUUGAUUCGCCUCCACUGUUGGAGGGUUUGGAGGUUAUGGUCAAUCCCAAUUCAAUGACUGAAGUGUAUUACUUCAGCUCCUACACUGGUGUUUUCUACUAUAAUUUACCAUGUACCAAGUGGAUAAGGGUAGAACAGAUUUUACGACUCAUUGUUUGAUAAGGUGGGCGGAUAUGAAAUGUGAUACACCAGAGUAUUGAAAACCUGCAUUUUCAAAAUGGGAACAGAAAAAAAUAUUUACAGCGACUUGGUGAACAGAAAAAUAGAAUGUUGCAUCUUGUAACCACUGCAAUGCUGCAAGGAGGGCUUUUCCUUCGAUUUUUGUUAUAGGGAGAGCAAAAAUGGAUCCGAGGAGAGCGAAAAUCGUAGUCGACUCGCUAACUCAUACCCGGUCGAUAUAUUAUCUUAAGUUUGACCAAACUACCCAUACUAAAUACACCUUUCAACUAAGAAAAAUUGACACCCAUCCCCGAAACAAAUCCACCACCACAAUCUCCUCCGCCACCGACGACCGAAAAAAAGAAAAAAAAAAACUUCGUAAUGACUCCUGUUUUCGAAUGAUGAAAAUAACUGUAACUAUAUCGUCAUCAAACAUAUGAAGAAAAAGCAACAUAUAUCUGGAAUAAAUCAUGCGACUCAUAACAUCAAGUCAUCAACAAUGUUUUUUUUUCCAACAACUACAUAUUGGAAAGAUCGGAGGUCCUCAUAACUGAUACACGUGGUCAUAAAGUAUUCCGCAUCAUCGAAUAUUUUUUUCUCUGAGUCUUAAAUUUCUUGAAUUUUUAAUCGGUUUCUUAAAUUGGUUUAUGUUCCGUUUAUUUAUGGUUUAUGGAUCUUGAUUGAA